GCAACCAAGCAGUGCGUCACACAUGCCCAGACCAGCUAGGAUCCCCUUCCACACAAUCAAUCAGGUAUUACAAAUCAGUCGCUCAAAUAAUAUUUACUCUCCAUGGGAAUCGUACAUUGAAUCCCGUCCCUGCGUUUUGAUUUCUUUGCUUUAUCCAAUUGUAUCCAAAAGUGUUUCACUCUGCAGAUACGAUUUGUAUUUUUCUUCGAGUCGCUUUUAAAAUAAUCUACAUUCAUUUUUUCUUUCUCAUUAAGCAGAUUUGCCAUAGUUUCGAAGUGUUGUUAGAAUAUAGCGAGAGCGCAUCACCAUCAUCAUUAGAGACCCAAAGCGAAGCUUUAUGGCUAUUGGAUAACGCAGACCUGCGGCUGUCUUCAAAGUUCGAUUUCGGACGUGCGGUUACCUUGUCUGUAGGAAAAAAUGAAAUCUGCUGAAGAGGAUAAAUACAGCCACACCCCCAACAUCAGUCUCUCCCUGGGCAAAUCCUGCCUGCCCUCCCAGUACCAAAGUCUCCAGUCUGGCCCCACCAUCUCAGUGUCCAUCAGCCAGCCUCCCAGCUACAGCGCCCAGAACGACAUGAGGACAGUGGGUUACUACUCAUCCCCUAGCAUCCAUCCAAACGAGGCCCCGGUCCUCGAGAGCCCUCGUAUUGAGAUCACAGCCUACGGGCAGUUUCCUGAGGAGGAGGUGGAAGAGAGCAACAACCUUCCUGUGCCUAAACAGGUCAACUCCAUUGUGACCCUGACGUUGCCCAACGCAGAUGGCUACCGUGACCCCAGCUGCCUCAGCCCGGCCAGCAGUGUGUCAUCACGCAGCUGUCACUCCGAGGCCUCGUCCUACGAGUCGGGCUUCUCCUACAACUAUGAAAACUCACCCCAGAACUCGCCCUGGCAGUCGCCCUGCGUCUCGCCCAAGGGCUCCUCCUCUCUCGCCCUGCCGGGUGAAGCUUGCACCCAUGCGGGCUCCCCACAUAACUCCCCCUCUACUUCCCCCCUCACCAGUGUCAUGGAUGACAGCUGGAUGGGCCAGCGAGGCUCCAGGCCCAACUCCCCUUGUGGUGGCAAGAGAAAAUACAGCUUCAACGGAACCGCAACCUACAAGUACCCCUACUCCCCCAACCAUUCCCCUGGGCCGUCCCCUCACACCUCCCCACGCCUCAGUGUCACAGACGAGUCCUGGAUGCCUAACAACACCAACCAGUACACCAACUCAGCCAUAGUUGCAGCCAUCAACGCUCUGACCACAGACGGUGUGGCAGACCUGGGGGAGGGCAUUCCUCUGAAGGCCCGGAAGACCAGCCUGGAGCCUGGGGAAGUCUGCCUGAAGGUAGAGCCUGGAGGAGAGGAGCUCAGCCCUGGGGAGCUUUGCCAGGAUGAGUACUCCUCCCGCCUGCCCUUAAAGAAGGAGAACUACUGUGGGAGGUUACUGGAUGUGCCAUCGCACCCAUACUCAUGGUCCAAGCCAAAGCAAUAUGUCAGCCCAUCUCUGCCAGCCCUUGACUGGCAGCUGCCAUCCAGCUCCGGGCCGUACAGCUUGCAGAUCGAUGUGCAGCCCAAAUCUCACCACCGCGCCCACUACGAGACCGAAGGGAGCAGAGGGGCAGUCAAGGCUCUGGCAGGAGGACACCCUGUGGUGCAGCUCCACGGCUACAUGGAGACCGAGCCCCUGGUCUUGCAGCUAUUCAUUGGCACGGCAGACGACCGUCUCCUGCGGCCCCAUGCCUUCUACCAGGUCCACCGCAUCACCGGCAAGACCGUCUCCACCCCCAGCCAUGAGACCCUGCAGUCUAACACCAAGGUGCUGGAGAUUCCACUGCUGCCCGAGAACAACAUGCGCGCCAUAAUUGACUGCUCCGGCAUCCUGAAACUUCGCAACUCGGACAUCGAGCUGCGGAAGGGCGAGACAGACAUCGGGCGUAAAAACACACGUGUGAGGAUGGUGUUCCGGGUUCACAUCAACCAGCCCACAGGAAGAACCUUGUCCCUGCAGGCUGCAUCCAACCCCAUGGAGUGCUCCCAGAGAUCAGCCCAGGAGUUGCCCCUAGUGGAUAAGCAGACCCUGCAGACGUGCCCUGCUGCUGGGGGAGAGAAGAUGCUCCUCAGCGGACACAACUUCCAGCACGAUUCCAAAGUGGUGUUCAUGGAGAAAGCCCAAGAUGGUCAUCACCUAUGGGAGACAGAGGCCAAGGUUGACAAGGACUCCUCCAAAUCUACAUCUCUUCGCAUUGAAAUCCCUCCUUAUCGGAACCAGAGGAUAUCCAGUCCUGUUCAGGUGAACUUCUAUGUGUGCAAUGGCAAGAGGAAAAGGAGCCAGCCCCAGGGAUUCACCUAUGUGCCUGCCAAUGUUCCAAUGAUAAAAAUGGAGCCGCAUGAUGACUGCGACCCCCCUCAGGUGUGUCCCAAGCAUUGCCCUGGCCUGGCGCUACACCCCAAGCCCUACUACACUCCACAGGUGAUGACCUCCAUGAUACCCACAGAACUCCGGCCGUGCAUGGGGGGUGCCUACCCCGCUUGCCAACAGAGACUGGGAGGGAAGCCUUCCUCACUGUCCUCCUCAUCCUCCCCCAGCACCAGUCCCAAACUGCAUGACCUGUCACCCACCACGCCCUUCUCCAAGUGCCUGUCAGCAGGCCCAUCCCAGUCUCCGAUCCCACAUGUCUCCAUUAUCCAGGAGACUCCUGGACGCUACCAGCCACAACCUGUCCUCUACCCACCCAGUAGUGCCUCAUCCUCCCCAGGCUCGCAGCCCUCUACCCCUGGCACCAGCGGUCCAGAAGCCCCAUUCUCCCCCACCCACUGCCUGACGCCGCCCCAGCCCAUCAGUAGCUCUAGCCCAGUGACCGAACAGCUACCCAAAGUGCCAGAGAGAGGCGGCCGCUCGUCGAGCCCCACGCUGGCUAUCAACAUCAAACAGGAGCCACAGGAACUGGACCAGAUGUACCUAGAUGAUGUUAAUGAGAUCAUCAGGAACGACCUCUCAAGCAUCUCCGUCCAAAGUCAUGCGUAGCACCACUUUCAUUAUGGACACAGAAGGACUGAGGGGGAAGAAAGAGGAAAAUACCAUACCAAUAAUUUUUACAUCAUCUGCAUGCUUGGACUAUAGUCUGCCCAAAAACCAACUAUGUGGAACAAACAAGAGAUUCAGCAUCCUGAAGAUCAGAAUCCAAUGUGUGCCUUUCAGAAGGUUCCGUUUCAGAGGAUUUUCCAGUGUACAGAAAUUGAAAAUGUAAUUAAAUGGCUGACCUCUUAGAAAAAAAUGUAUGUAGCACCGCCCCCUUCCAGGCUCAAUCCCAAGAAGUAUGCUUUUCAGUUGACCAAGGAGUGUUUUUUAACUUCUGUCUGCAGAUAUUGUAAAUUAUUGAAUGCCUAAGUGUGUGUUUUGUGUACAGAGCUUCAAAUUGCAUUCUUGGCUUUACAAUGAGAUAAUUUCAGCCAAAAGAAGUGCCUUUGACUGGAAGUAAAUGAGUAUAGGGAAACUAACCAAAUUUGAGGUCACAUUUUUUCAUUCAUGGUGAGAAUUAAGCACUUGUUCACACUCACCACUGAUAGCUUUACUUGCAUGUUACAUUUGACUGUUGAUCUGUUUUGUACAGCUUUGUAUGUUUGUGGCUUGAGUCAUCUCUUCAAGUGGCCUAAGGACUUAGAAAUGGCAUCUACAUUGAGUCCUUGAGUAUAGCGAAUUAAAAGCACAUGCCUUGAAAAAGACAGAGACCUCAAUCUGUUCAGGUGUAUAUUUAUUUUAAGGAAAUAAAACUAUGGCAAUGCGUUGCUAAGAGGAUUUUGAAGAUAUUCAACCAAGCUAGUGCCUUUUGCAAGUACCAGUGCUGCCUCUGUCCUGUUAGAACAAUGGAAUGUUUGCAUUUCAUAUUCUUGAUUAGCUAAUAGUCAGUUUGUGAUCGUAACACUGUUGCUUACUGGCUAAUGCUUGAUUUGCAUAUGCUUCAUAUGGUUGCCAUAUGCUAAUUUAAAUGUAUUGCCUUUACAUAGUUGUUACAUAGUUGUGUAGUUCUUGUCUACAAGAUACUAAGGGAAAGAAUUAUGCUUGAAAACUAAGUGAAUGGGAAAGAGCAACUGAUGCAGGUUUUCUCCACGCUAAUUAUGCCAUCCCUGAAACUCAGUUUUGUUAGGUUUGUUUUGCUGGUACAGACAGUGGGGGAAGCUGAUAAUACGUACAUUAGCAAUACUUAUUUCACUGAUAUGAACGGAAAGGAAUCAUCACACUUUGGUUAAAAUUGUAAAUUCUAAAAUAAUACCUUGAUACCUAUGCAGUAUGCAGGUAUAGCCUUUGUCUCUCAAAGAAUGUAUGCAUUUAAGAUUGUAAUAGGAAAAGGUUUGUCUCUUCUGCACAACUAUUUAAUCCGAAGAAUAGGUAACAAUUGUGAAAAGCAAUACAUUCUCAAAAACCUCAGAGAUGAACGUAUGUAUUUAUUCUUAUAGCAUGUAUUCUGUUUAUUCAAGUGUUUCAUGUUGCUCCUCAUAUUACCAAAUGGUUAACUGUAUAAUACACUGCAAUACCAAUAUUCCGUUUGUAGAAUGCACUAUAGCUAGACUGAAUACGUGAAACAUUUUUUUUUUGCUUUAUACUUCCAGCUUUGAUUGUAUCUUUAGCUAGCACAAGUUCCCUUAUUAGAACUGCAUAUGUUUAUGUGUAUUUAUAUUAAGUCUUAAUCCACAAACUUAAAAGCCAUAGAGCCAUGUUUACUGAAAAAUAACAAUUAUAUUGUUCAGAUAUGUAGAUUAAUUGUUCAAAGUUUUUUUGUGGGCUCCAAUUCUGCUUCAU
This is a messenger RNA of Salvelinus fontinalis (brook trout), 4776 nucleotides long. Its product is annotated as nuclear factor of activated T-cells, cytoplasmic 1-like. The record is from RefSeq and is a predicted model, not a curated record. Gene Ontology annotation, cellular component: transcription regulator complex. Gene Ontology annotation, molecular function: DNA-binding transcription factor activity, RNA polymerase II-specific; transcription factor binding; RNA polymerase II cis-regulatory region sequence-specific DNA binding. Gene Ontology annotation, biological process: cytokine production; calcineurin-NFAT signaling cascade; regulation of transcription by RNA polymerase II. The transcript is spliced from 10 exons. Lineage: Eukaryota; Metazoa; Chordata; Actinopteri; Salmoniformes; Salmonidae. The coding region runs from base 418 to 3003 and encodes 861 amino acids.